GAAGGAAAAGUUUCUGUUACAGUGAGGUGGAUGUUCCCCGGGGAUGGUGCUGGUGUGACAAUGUAUUUAUAAAUAAUUGCUAAAACGUUGGUGCGUCUUGAAUUAAAAUCGCUUAAAGUGUCACUGGCGAGUAUCUUGUGGGCGAGUGGGGCAGUGUUAUGAAGCUCGGAGAGGAUAGUGGUAUUGGAGUCAUGCUCUUGCUGUCAGAUAUCCUGCAGGGAACAUCUUGAUUUGGUCGAACAUCCUUUCAUCAUUGGCAUAUAAACUGCUUUGAAGAUGCCCUUCGGAUACAAUCGGGAGACCACAAUCAAGAUGAAACCUGGGAAGGCUUCGAAGGCACUUUCUUCAGGAAGGUUAGUAGGCUCUUACAAGCAACGUAGUGGGAAAAGGAGGCUUACAGGUAGAAAAGCUUCAACAAAUUCUGUAGAGUCUGGUUACUCGCUGUAUUCCACAGAUUCUGAAGAUCAGGUUACAGAUAUUCAUAAAGGCCUUGAUCGAUGUGCAGCUUUAUUGCAGGAUAUUUUGAAAAAUGAGACAGCAGAUCAGAAAGUUGCUGCUCUGCCUUCAAAGAAGACAAAUGUUAGAAAAGCAAAAGUGCCUUCCAACAAAGGAGAAAAUAGUAAAAAGGAAGUCAAGAAAAACAGGCCUGUUUCCUGUGCUAUUUGUGUGCAGCAAGAGACUGUUUCAACACCAAAUUUCAAGAGGGUUCCUGAUGCAGCUGAAGUAGAUGUGAACAACACUGCUCAUAUGUCAACGAAGCCAUACUCAACAAUUUCAUCAAGUCAGAACUCUCCUGUUAUAAAUCAUUGCCUCUCUGAUCAUGUACAGACACAAAUGGGUCUUAUAAAUGACCAUGCUCCAGUAGGUCCUUCAGUAAGGAUAUCGCCUCGAUCUUACUACACAGUUUUAGACUCUGGACCCCAAGUUGUGUCAACGUUCAAUUCUCGACUGCCUACCUCUACACCGACUAUGUCUCCAAAGAAUGUUGAGCCUUCAUUAGUAAUACCUUCACAGAAUAUACCCACUGAGCUUUGUGAUCAACCUGUUCUUCAAAAAGGAUUGAACUUUGUACCAGCGUAUUCAUGUUCAGCUACCAUUGUCCCUCCAACACAACCUGUGGUGACUUUUCCUCCAUCUGCAGUCACAUCUGCUGUCACUGCAUAUCCUUUAGCUCAGAUGGUUUGUGACGCUGACACAGGGAGAAGUCACUGCCCACAACAACAACGAAAGGAACAAGAGCUACUGAAGUGUAUCCAGUGUCAUUCAACUCCAAUGCAUCAAGGGGAAGUGUUUCAGCAAGUGGCUUGGGAAGCGCAAGGGACUGAUAAAUCAGAUACUGAGCAAAGUGAUGGGACGAGUGAAGAUGAUCACAUAAAUUUUGUGGAUAUUACAUCAGUAAAAGACACUAGUUGUCAGACAAGCUUUGACAAGCACACAAAACCUAAAAAGCAAAGUCCUGACAAAACAGCCAAGAAAGUGAAAACUAUCAGAUACUUGCUGAGUGAACUGAAGGCUGUAAUUGUUGAUCAAGAUGACUCUGAGGCUCACAGAUUGAUAAUGGAACUGGAGGAUAGUAUCUCUCUACUACCAACUGUGAUUGGAAGCACAAAUGUACAAGCAGAAAUAGCUCUGAGUCUCCAACCUCUACGCAGUGAGAAUGCACAGCUGCGUAGACGAUUAAGGAUAUUAAACCAGCAACUUCGAGAACGGGAAAGAGCUGAAAAAGACUCCAGAUCUGGAGAAAACAACUUUGAAGUGAUUUCCUUGCAGUCCAUGAAUACAACAUUGCAAGCUCAGCUGACAGAGUCUCUGAAGGGGCUGGAAUCUUUGCAAAAGAAAAAUGAAGAACUGAUGAAUGUGAUAGAUAAACAGCGAGAGGAGAACAAACAGCUACUCAAAUUAGUGCAGGGGAAAGAACAGGAUCUGUUUCAGAAGAGCCAACAAUGUGAGAUGGACACAACUCGAGUCAAAAUUGAAGUAGGUGAAGCCUUGACAAAAAUGCGAAACAUUCAGCUUAAGUUGGAGGCUUCCGAGAAGGAAAAUCAAAUUUUGGAAAUAACACUUCGACAACGUGAUGCAGAAGUGAACAGAUUACGAGAACUAACCAGGAAACUGCAAGGCAGCAUGGCAAGACUCCUUUCAGACCUUAGCAUAGAUUGCAUGAAAACCAAACCCACAUCCAGACUUACCAGAAACCUUCUACAUGAAUAUGAGAAACAACUAAAGGAUGUUCCAGGUUUGAGUUCUGUGACAGCUUACCUUAAAAAUCUGGAUAAUAAUGCUGAAUACAACUCUCGAGCUUUACCAUCUGAUAAAGUUCCUGAAUCUGAACCUUUGACCAUGCAAGAUCCCCCUUACUUAACAUCUGCAACCACAGGAACAUGCCAAAAUAAUGUCCUGUCAGCAAAGUCUUCACCCACAAGCUUUUGCAGGUUCAGUGCACAGACUGAAUGCCAUAUUAGUAGAGGAAGUGGGGACUCUACGCUGGAUGAAACCACAUACAUUCCACUAGUUGGCAGUGCCACCAAGCAAGAAAAUGAAUCCGUUGAAAGGAGGAAUUGUAUACCAUUACAUUUGAACAGUGGAUCAAAGAAGUUGCACUAUGACAAUGGAAGUUCAUGUAAUGGAAUGGGAGUAGUGUCAUGUAUCCUGGAAGGUUUACAAAAACCAGAAAAGCCUUUUCCAGAAGAAAUACCUGUUACUCACAACUUAAAGGAAAAGUCUCUGGUAAACAACUGUACAUCAAGAAUGGCAGAGGCAGAAAAUAAGCAGAUUCGGUUGACACAUUUAGACCUAAAUAGUAUUGAUUCUCCACACAAUAUUAUAGAUCUUCCAAAAUCUAAUUUAAAUUCAUGUACACCUCAUUCAGAUCAGAGAAACAGGACAGUAUUGUAUAAAGACAAGUUUUCAGCAGUAGAUUCAAGUUUCUCUAGUAUUGAUUAUAAAUCUGUAAAAUCAGGUUGGAGUAUGUCAUCUAUUUCUUCAUUUAAUUCUCGUGACGAACAAGACUUCAAGAAUAGUUUAGCAGCCCUAGAUGCUAACAUUGCAAGACUACAAAAGAGCUUGCAGGUGGACCUUGAGAUAAAUCGAUCUCAAAAUAUUUAAUAAUGAGUGACCUUUAUCUAUAAAUUGUGUUCUUUGAUUUUUUUUAACAUGAUAUGAUUAGAUUUAAUGGAAUAUUAUUUUUAAUACUGUGCACUGAAUUUUAUA
Molecule: messenger RNA, 3210 nt
Organism: Hemiscyllium ocellatum (epaulette shark)
Lineage: Eukaryota; Metazoa; Chordata; Chondrichthyes; Orectolobiformes; Hemiscylliidae
Gene: ccdc14
Product: coiled-coil domain containing 14
Exons: 13
Coding region: 277-3105 (942 amino acids)
Biological process (GO): protein localization to centrosome
Cellular component (GO): centriolar satellite
Source: RefSeq, a predicted model, not a curated record